AUGCCUCCAAUUUCUAGGAAGAGACUGUCUCGAAGUGAUGCUAACCGUACGAUAAGAAAUCUGGUGAAAGCGUUAACAAAUGUAAAUGCACCCCGAGAGAAGUCUUUGUCGGAGUUAGCCUCUGAAAUGAGCAAAAGGAUUAGUCAGAGCAAACCCUCGACCUUUGAUGGUAAGGGAGAACCGUCAGAACUGGAACUUUGGUUAAGAGAAUUUGACAAACUUUUCGAUGUCGUUGAGUGCCCAGAAGAAUUAAAAGCUUUGGAGAAUGUGUCGGGCUUCUAUCAGAAGAAAGCAAGGAAUUUUGGAAAUUUUCAGGGAGGCGGGUCUAGUUCGAAUUCAGGAAUUAGGAACAACGUGAAGCUUACUAAGCCAUUAUUGGACAGAGAUGGCAAUGAGAGGAAGUAUUUCUGUAAGAGGUGCAAGAAAAAUCAUCCGGCAAAGGAUUGUGAAGGAAAUCUGAUCGAAUUCAAGCCAGUCAACAGCACGGGAAUGGAAAUCGUGGUAAUGCUGAUCAGAGAUUCCAGCGACCUUUUUAUGGCGGGCAAGGCCGGUUGUGAAAAACUGUAUAGGGAUGUACCCUUAAGGAUAGGAAAGGUUGUCUUUCCUAGCGACUUAGAGCAGAGAGUUUUGUUGGAAGGACCAAGAGGUGAAAGCGUUAGAUACAGGAACCAGGGGGAUAAGAAAGAGGGGAAUCCCCAGGAUAUUGCUGUGGUGAAUGAAUUUUUGGAUGUUUUUCCUGACGAGAUUCCCGGAAUGCCACCACAACGGGAAAUUGAUUUCACGAUCGACUUGGUACCGGGGACUGGACCGGUUUCUAAGGCCCCUUAUCGUAUGGCUCCAAAGGAGAUGGAGGAAUUGAAGUCUCAACUUGAAGAAUUAAUAGCUGAAGGGGAUAUACAUAAAACCGCUUUCAGAACACGAUAUGGGCAUUAUGAGUUCACAGUGAUGCCGUUUGGGUUGACAAAUGCUCCAGCCGCGUUCAUGUGCUUAAUGAACCAAGUGUUUAGUGCAUACUUGGAUAAAUUCGUCGUUAUCUUUAUCGAUGAUAUAUUGGUCUAUUCGAAAGACCGAGAAGAACAUCAGGAACAUCUACGAUUUGUCCUGCAAACCCUGCGAGAAAAUAAGUUGUACGCGAAGUUGUCAAAGUGUGAAUUUUGGUUGGAUAAGGUAUCGUUUUUGGGUCAUUUUGUCUCUAAGGAAGGUAUUUCGGUGGAUCCGGUAAAGGUGGAGGCAGUUCGAAGUUGGCCGUCACCUAAGAACGUCACCGAGGUACGAAGUUUCCUAGGUUUGGCCGGGUAUUACCGUCGUUUUGUUAAGGAUUUCUCGCGUAUUGCUCGGCCCAUGACCUCGUUAAUGAAGAAAGAGAAGAAGUUCGAAUGGACGGAUGAAUGUGAACAGGCCUUCAUGACUUUGAAGGAAAGGUUAACUACGGCCCCUGUUCUUACUCUACCUGACCCUAAGUUGGAUUAUACUGUUUACAGUGACGCAUCAAAGAAAGGGUUGGGUUGUGUUCUGAUGCAGGACCGUAAGGUGAUUGCUUAUGCAUCACGACAACUGAAGGUACAUGAAGUUAAUUAUCCGACCCAUGAUCUGGAAUUAGCCGCUAUAGUUUUCGCUCUCAAGAUAUGGCGGCAUUACUUGUAUGGCGUUAAGUGUAGGAUUUACACUGAUCAUCAGAGUCUGAAAUAUCUCUAUACACAACCUGACUUAAACAUGCGACAACGUCGGUGGUUAGAGUUGAUGACAGAUUAUGAUCUGGAGUUCGUAUAUCAUGAGGGGCGGGCGAAUUUGGUGGCCAUGGGUACAACGUUGCUCUAUAGUACAUCGUUUCAUCCGCAGACGGAUGGACAGACAGAACGAACGAAUCAGGUAUUGGAGGAUAUGUUACGUGCUAUUGCCAUGGAGUGGCAAGGUCCGGUUUAUUGGGACGAUUUUACUGAAGCGGUGACCUUAGGACCUGAAUUGUUGUUUCAGAUGAGUGAGAAGAUCUUGAGGAUGAGUAUGACUAAAGUUGUUAGUUUAUGUUUUGAUGAUGGUUUAGAUCGUUGA
Molecule: messenger RNA, 2049 nt
Organism: Amaranthus tricolor (Joseph's coat)
Lineage: Eukaryota; Viridiplantae; Streptophyta; Magnoliopsida; Caryophyllales; Amaranthaceae
Exons: 10
Coding region: 1-2049 (682 amino acids)
Molecular function (GO): nucleic acid binding
Source: RefSeq, a predicted model, not a curated record